AUGUCUGAAUUUUCAUUGGCUUGCAAGAAGAAAAAUGAUGAAGAUCAUGAAGUGUCAAGUCUUUUGGUGCCCGAUUUUAUCCUCUUUUGCUCUUCCAUUUUCUCUCACCCUCUCUAUUUCUCUUAUUUCAUCUUCUUCUCUCCUUAUUUCGUCAAGCUUCUCUCUUUUCUUUCGCCUCUCUUCUUUACCACUACCCUUUUGGUUCUUACCUUGUUCAUCCUUGACCAAUCAGAUGCCUCCAUUUGCCACCUCGAAUCCAAGCUACUAACUUCCCUACUUACUGCAUACCAAACACUAGUUGAAACAUUAAGGUGUGAAGUUGAGGAUGAAAGUGAUGGGUUUGGGUGCUUGGAACCGCUCGAAGCUUAUAAGAUAGUGUUUGAAACGUCAAACCCUCUUCAAGUUUGUCCGGAUAUGGAGUCCAAAGAAGCUCCCAGUGACAAGGGUUUAGAUUCAAAACCAGCUCCCGAAACUAAUCAGGUAAAGGCUGUAGUGAAGAUCUUUGAAGAUUUCUUGCAAGAGAAGGAAAGGGUUGAAAAUUGUUGGUGGAAAAAGAGAGAUAGACAAGUGGAGUCCAAGGCCAUGUGGCAUAAAGCAGCAGUGAGUGGUGGUGGUAAUCCCCAAAGAGUGAAAGCUGAGAAUACUGGUGGGUAUUAUUAUGAUUACAAUUCAGAAGCAAAGGAGUGGAAGAAGACAUUGGCAUGGAAGCUAUUAGAGGAGAGACGGUCAGACAAAGUGGAGGGAGAUGAAGGGAUGGAUUUGCUUUGGGAAACAUAUGAAACCGAGUCCAAUCUCAAAAGCAACUCAAAGAAAGGGAAGAAAGGUGGGAAUGAGGGCUAUGAUAUGGAUAGGUAUGAGUAUGAGUAUGGGUAUGGGUAUGAGGAAGAGUCGGUACCUCAGUUAUGCUGCUUACAUGCUCUUAAGUUCUCUGCUGGGAAGAUGAAUUUGGGGAUGGCCAGGUCUAAUAUUGUUAAGAUCUCUAAGGCUCUCAAAGGCUUCGGAUGGUUGCACCAUCUUGGCAACAAGCAUGGCAAGAAAGGUACCCUCUGA
This is a messenger RNA of Gossypium raimondii (Peruvian cotton), 1050 nucleotides long. RefSeq lists its product as uncharacterized. The record is from RefSeq and is a predicted model, not a curated record. The transcript has a single exon. Bases 1 to 1050 code for a protein of 349 amino acids. NCBI's taxonomy places the organism in Eukaryota, Viridiplantae, Streptophyta, Magnoliopsida, Malvales, Malvaceae.